AUGACCAGCCUGUUCCGCCGGAGCAGCAGCGGCGGCGGGGGCGGCGGCUCCGCCGGGGCGCGCGGGGCCGGGGCCGGGGGCGGAGCGCCCGCCUCGCAGGAGCUCAACAACAGCCGGCCCGCCCGCCAGGUGCGCCGCCUCGAGUUCAACCAGGCCAUGGACGACUUCAAGACCAUGUUCCCCAACAUGGAUUACGACAUCAUCGAGUGCGUGCUGCGCGCCAACAGCGGCGCCGUGGACGCCACCAUCGACCAGCUGCUGCAGAUGAACCUGGAGGGCGGUGGCGGCAGCGUCUAUGAGGACAGCUCCGACUCGGAGGACAGCAUCCCCCCGGAGAUCUUGGAGAGGACUUUGGAACCUGAUAGCUCCGAUGAAGAACCCCCGCCUGUAUACUCCCCGCCAGCCUACCACAUGCACAUGUUCGACAGGCCUUACCCGCUGGCUCCCCCCACCCCACCUCCCCGCAUCGAUGUGCUGAGCUCCGGACCUGCUUCGAGCCAGAGGCGCUAUCGUAACUGGAACCCACCACUGCUGGGCAACCUCCCGGAUGACUUUCUCCGCAUCCUGCCCCAGCAGCUGGACAGCAUUCAGGGUAACACUGGGGGCUCCAAGCCCACGAGCGGAGAGAGAGGCCUGCCCUCUGUGGCUGGGCCGGGGUCCCGGGACCAGGAGAACCGCUGGAAGCAGUACCUGGAGGACGAGAGGAUCGCGCUCUUCCUGCAGAACGAGGAGUUCAUGAAGGAGCUGCAGCGCAACCGGGACUUCCUCCUGGCCCUGGAGAGAGAUCGCUUGAAAUACGAGUCCCAGAAAUCCAAAUCCAACAGCAGCAGCAGCAGCAACAGCGUGGCUGUGGGAAAUGACUUUGGCUUUCCCUCUCCUGCCCCAGGAACCGGUGACGCCAAUCCUGCUGUGUCUGAAGAUGCCUUAUUCAGGGACAAGUUAAAACACAUGGGAAAAUCCACCCGGAGGAAGCUGUUUGAGCUGGCCAGGGCCUUCUCCGAGAAGACCAGGAUGAGGAAGUCAAAGAGGAAACACUUGUCCAAGCACCAGUCGCUGGGAGCCGCGGUGUCAACGGCUAAUCUGCUGGACGACGUGGAGGGUCACACUUGUGAUGAAGACUUCCGGGGAAGGCGUCAGGAGGCACCCAAGAUGGAGGAAGCCCUACGGGAAGGACAGUAA
Molecule: messenger RNA, 1179 nt
Organism: Puma concolor (puma)
Lineage: Eukaryota; Metazoa; Chordata; Mammalia; Carnivora; Felidae
Source: RefSeq, a predicted model, not a curated record